GCGGGGCCCCGCGGGCCGGAAGACUUGGAAGAGUUCUUGAGGCCUCGGAGCUCUUGACCCAUUUGGCAGUGUGGUUUGCGCUCAGUCCCCGGCCCCGGGCUCCGGGCGCUGCGGACCAUGUCUCCGCCGCUGGCGCCCAGCCGGGACCGUGCAGGCCAAGAGGACGAGGACCGCUGGGAAGGACGGAGGGACCGCAAGGCCCGGAAGCCCCUAGUGGAGAAGAAGCGGCGCGCGCGGAUCAACGAGAGUCUCCAGGAGCUGCGGCUGCUGCUGGCCGGCACCGAGGUGCAGACCAAGCUAGAGAACGCCGAGGUACUGGAAUUGACGGUUCGGCGCGUACAAGCGGGAGCAGCUGCAGGCCGAAGCGAGCGAGCGCUUCGCUGCUGGCUACAUCCAUUGCAUGCAUGAGGUACACACGUUCGUGUCCACGUGUCAAGCCAUCGACGCCACCGUUUCAGCUGAACUCCUGAACCACCUGCUAGAGUCCAUGCCGCUGCGCGAGGGUAGCAGCUUCCGGGAUCUGCUGGGGGACUCCCUAGCUGGGCUGCCUGGAGGCCCUGGGAGGAACAACUGGUCUCCCGGAGGGAUUCCAGGGUCCCCAUUGUCCAGCCCCCCAGGCCCCGGGGACGACCUGUGUUCUGACCUAGAAGAGGUCCCGGAGGCUGAACUAAAUCGGGUGUCUGCUGAGGGGCCGGAUUUGGUACCUACAUCCUUAGGCAGCCUGACCGGAGCUCGCCUGGCCCAGUGUGUGUGGAGGCCUUGGUGACCAACAACACUAACCAGGGACCUGUGGAGGGUGGGCUGCCAUUCCUAAGUCUACCACUCCCUCCCCAAGUGUCAGAUGAUGUGCAGACAGCCCAGGUAUGCCUUCCCUGUUCUUUCUAUGAGUGGCUUGCAUGGCAACCCUUGGUGGCCAGUCCCUGCAGGUCCCUAGCUCCUGGAUGAGGGGAAGGGAGGCUACAGAAAGAAAGGAGGGAGACUCCUGUAGAGCUGUCAGGGUCCUCCUCACCCCCCUCGGUUCACCUGUCUCUGCCUUUCAGACAUUCUGAGGGACCUAGGGCAGAAGUGGCUGAUCCUGAGGCUGAGUGCCAGUGUCCCAGGCUAUAGCAGUCCUGACUUAAAUAGAAGUUCAGAUUUGCUGCUUCAGCCAGGAGACCAGGGGAGGCAGUUGCCUUAUGCAGGGUCACUGAGAGCUGCUCCCUGUUUGUAAGACAUUUGAAUGUGGGGAUUUGGUUGCCAUCAAAUGCUCCAGUUGAAUUAAAUAAAGAACUUUGGAAUUAGU
Cricetulus griseus (Chinese hamster) is the source of this 1282-nucleotide messenger RNA. The record is from RefSeq and is a predicted model, not a curated record. NCBI's taxonomy places the organism in Eukaryota, Metazoa, Chordata, Mammalia, Rodentia, Cricetidae.